AUGUCCCGCCGCCAAAACCAAGACAAGCAGGGGUUACUAGACCAAAUGUGGGGUUUCAAUCGCUCGAACCGCGCGGAUCGAGGGCUUGCGGCGGAUCAGUAUGGAGAAGACCUGGGCCAGGAUUUCGGCGACCAGGGUCUGAGUCAGGGUCAGAAUGAGGGGCAGCAGGAGCGGGGGUCGUGGGAUCAGGUUGAGGAGCCGUUUAAUGUGUCGUCUGGUCCGCCGCAGCAACAUCUUACCCGUGAUCAGUUCCAGUCGCUUAGUGGGUUGGGGAAUGAGACUUCGCAGACGAUGAACCCGCGGGAUAGACCGCGUAAACUGCAUCAGGACAUGCAGGGAGACACGGCCGUUGACCCCUAUGAUGUCGGCGAUGUUGGAUUUAACCGAGAUUCCAGGACUCAGGAGGAGGUUGAACAGGAGCUCUUGCAUACGACAAGCCCGGAGUGA
Messenger RNA from Aspergillus calidoustus, 447 nucleotides. The record is from the annotation of a GenBank genome assembly. NCBI's taxonomy places the organism in Eukaryota, Fungi, Ascomycota, Eurotiomycetes, Eurotiales, Aspergillaceae.